Monascus purpureus is the source of this 270-nucleotide messenger RNA. The record is from the annotation of a GenBank genome assembly. Lineage: Eukaryota; Fungi; Ascomycota; Eurotiomycetes; Eurotiales; Aspergillaceae.
AUGUCUGCCAAUCUAUACGAAACGAAGCGCAGGGGACAAUACUACCACAUCCACGGGUCUCUCGAGGCGUCAAAGACGCUGGCGAUGAUUGGACUCGAGCCCUUCCGUCCGGAUCUCCAGGCUCAUGAAGAUAUUGUCAAUGCAAUUGAGCCGGCAGUGAGGAAGUUCACUGUCGAGGAGCUGGAGGUUCUCAAUUCGCAGAAUCGUCAAGCUGGUGUGCCUGCGUUGAAACAUGAGGAUUUCUUGAAGACGCCGCAUGUAUGCCUUUGA